Molecule: messenger RNA, 3077 nt
Organism: Caenorhabditis angaria
Lineage: Eukaryota; Metazoa; Nematoda; Chromadorea; Rhabditida; Rhabditidae
Source: the annotation of a GenBank genome assembly
AUGACCAAAAAAUCAUCAUCUGGUGGAAUUGCAAAUCGAAAAAAUGUGCUAGCCGCCAAAAACGAGGCGAAAAGCGCGGAUUUUUUGAAAAAUUCGAGAAUUUUGUGUGUUUGUCAAGCAAGAAUUCAUGAACUUGUUAUGAAUUGUUUGGGAUGUGGAAGAAUUAUUUGUAUGCAAGAAGGAAGUGGUCCGUGUUUGACGUGUGGAACAUUGGUUUGUACCGUCGAAGAGAGAGAGGUAAAUAAUUAUGUUUUUGAUAUUUGGGGGAUUGUUAUUAUUGUAAAUUUGAGAAAUUUUGAAGAAUUCGAAUGUAAAUUUGAUUAGUUUUCUGAAUUUUCGAGCGAAUUUUUAACUGAAAUUCCAACUUUCAUUCAAAAAUUUUUCUUUGAAUGAAAAAGUCAACUAUUUAUUGAAAAUAAUAAAAAUUCUAUGAAACUAUUAGUUUAUUUUGAAACAGUCAAUUUUUGAGAUCACAAUUGAACGACCCAUUUCAAUGUUUUAUACAACGCCUCAAGAAUUUCCAGAAAUCUAAAAAAUUAUUAUUUUUCGAAAAAGUUGAUUUUUCGUGACAAAAUUUUCAAGCUUAAAAGCUAUUACAAAACAUUUUUUGAAACAGUAAAUUUUAUUCUAAAAUUUCCGUGCAAUUGACAAAUAUAAAAUAAAUAUUUUAUACUAGAUAAAACAUUUCGGAAUUUCAAAAAACUUAGGUAGUCUCAUGAUACUCAUUCAAAAACAAACAUAUGUUUUUGUAAUUCGAAUUUCAAAUUCAUGGACCACAUUCAAUUUAUCAGACACUGGGAAUUGUUAGAAAAUAAUAUUAAUUUUUUGAAACUGUGAAUUUUUCACUUGAAAACUUCUAUGAGAUUUUUCUAGACUUCAAAACAUUCUCGAAAUCCAUUUCUUAUUCUAUUUCUGAAACAGUGAAAAAUGAUUAUUUUUAGCUCAUCAAUCUUGGCACAAAACGAGGUCGUGAAUUAUUGGAAAAUUUGCAAUCCCGCGGAGGAGCAGCGAGUUCGAAUAACUUGGAAGAUCAGAAUAAAUCAUAUCAGGAUGCAACUGAAUUUAGAGACCGAUUAUUGAGAGCCGAUGCAGACACGUAAGGAUUUUCGAAAAUUUGAAUUUCAAAACCUUGAAGAACUCAAUUUUUCCAGCCAACAUCGAACACGUGUCAAUGAUUUACAAAGUGAUUAUUCGAACGCGGAAAAUAGCCCAUUUUUGAGUUUGGAAGAUCGUGAAGCAUUGAAAAAAAGACGAGAGGAAUUGAGAGAACUUCGAGAAAAAGAAAGAAAACGAUUUGUUGUAUCGAUUGAUUUGAAUGGAGGAAUUGUUGAACAAAAAAAUGCGGAAAUAUCGACUAUUAAUGAUGAUCCAAUUAUUAAUAGGAUUAUUGAAAAGUUUGUGAUAUUUUUGAGAGAGAUGAGGGGGAAUCUAUAAUCAAUAUUUGAUAGACUUUUGAAGUUUUGGAAAACAUUGAUUCCUCUGUGAUGUUAAUGUUCUGAAACAGUGGAUUUUAGAAUAUUUUAUCAAUUAAUUUAGAUAUGCAAAUUCUGAGGUUCUGAAUAUUUCGAUAAACGAUAUUCGUGAAUCAAUUUUUAUUUUCAGAAAGAUUUUAUCAAUAAAAUUAUAUGUGAAAAUUCUGAAACAGUAAUUUUUAUAUACCAAAUUCAAAACAAUAAUAUUCUAAGUAAUUGGAUUUUUUUUAAUGAAACAGGAAUAUUUCACAGAAAGGACGACCCAACAACGGCUGUUUUCCGUGUUUUUUUUUAAAUAAAAAUUUGAAACGUAAAACAUGGGGAAAUUUUUCAGAAGAAAAAUUAAGAAAAUCGACCAGUGAACGGCUAGUCGAAAAAAAACAGAACAUUAUCUUUUUGGUACCACCUGUUGCUUGAGAUUAUUAUUUUCUUGAGGAAUUUGAAUUUUUUAAUAAUUUGAAACAGUAGAUAUUUAUUGAGAAUGUAUCAAUAAAUAUUUUUCCAGUUUUUCAUCCUAAAAAUCGUAUUUUUUCAGAGCCGAUGAUCGUCGACGUGCUCAAGAAACAGCAUUUGCAAAUUCAAAUAAUGCAAGUUGGAGUCCAAUUGGAUUUGUGCCAAAAUACAUUUCCGAAAAUUCUUGCUCAAAUUUCGAGCCAAAAUCUGAUGGAGAUGUAAUUGAUGUGGAAAGUUUGAUGAUUGUUAGCGAUGAAAUUGCAGCACAAAUGACUGAACAAAAAGGAUUUACUAUUGCAUUACAACAACCAAUUGCUACUUUUAUUGUUAAUGGUGUUAUUAAGUGAGGUUUUGGGUGAAACUUUGAUAGUCUUUUAUCGAGGUAAUCACAAAAUCUAGCAUAACAAUGAUUUUCAGAUUUGUUCGAUGGAAAGAGGAUUUAAUGUUGAAGGGACCUUUAUUCAUUGUUUCGAAAACUGGAUCAGUUGAUGAAAAACAAAUUGUGGAAUUCUCGAAAAUGUUUGUUAGAGGUAGGACAUUUUAUUUGAGAAAAUUUUGACUGAAAUUUUUUGAGAAGUUCCGAAAACCUUGAAAAAUAUUGGAAGGGACUAGUUUUGUGAAAAAAAAGUGGAAAUUCUAGUCCCCGGUGACAAAUUUGAAUUUUCACAAAAAAUACUUUUUUUAAAGCUUUUGGGGUUUUUUCGUUCAAAAUUCUGGAGCAGAAGUUUGGUUUUUUUAAAUUUUCAGCGUUAAUUUUGAGAUUGUAAAUUUCUCCGCCAAAAUCUAGAUAUGAAAACGAAUCCCAUAUUUUCCAGACACCUCCCGAAAAGUGAAUACAUUCGAUUUUGCCGAUGGCGCAGUUCUCGGUCGUGCCUAUCUCGAAGACUGUCUUCACAUCUCCGAUUUUCUUGAAAAAUAUGGUUCGAAUUCAAAAAUCCCUGGCGAAGGCGAUUAUCUUCUAAAAUUCACAGUUGUCGAACCAUUGCUCAAAUCAAUUCCACAUAUUCAUUCUACAGAGAAUUCGGGAGAUAUUUAUGAAAUGGAUAGACAAUUGAAGAAAUCAUUGGCAAGGUGGUGAAUAUGAAAAUUUAUUAGAUUUUUUUAUAUUAGAAAUUGAUGAGUUUUAGAUAUUUAUUGGGAGAUAAAAAUUGA